CUGUAAAGGCGCCUUUUUUUUUGUCAGCCCUCCUCCUUCUUCAAUACCCUUUAUCUGAGAAAACAAUGUCGCAUUGAAAAUACUCUGAUUCUUCAAAGUUUCAAUUUGGGUUUUGGGUCAUUUAACGAAACAACACCAAAUCAGCGAUUGCCCACAAGGCAAUUAUAUCGGAAACACGUGUCCACCCAUUUCCCGUCUUCCAUUUUACACCGCCAUUGCCGUUUAAGCAUACAUCUGUAGAUUGUUCUUCCUUUUGUCUCCCCCUCACCUGCGAUUUCAGAAAACAAAGAUCAUUUCGUCUUUCAUUUAUUGCAGCAGCUAGAAGGAAAACCAAAAAAACCCAUAUCAUAUACAUCUGUCUUGUCCCUUGACUUUCAUGCCAGAUCUUUGAGCUGAUUUAGGGCUAAAUGUGGAGACCCUUUGUCGGUUUCUCCUAAUACUGUUGUUUUGUGUGUUUGCUUUCUUUGUUGUGCUAUUGGUUGGUUCGACGAGAUGAAUGGGCAGGAAGAUGAAAACGAAGCUCCUUUUGAGGUAGCGGUUGUGGUUACAAAGAGGGAAAGAGAAGAUGGCGAUGAGUGCUAUGAUGCUGUUGAUGUUCUUGUUGAUCAAUUCAGGAAGGUUGGUUUAAUCGUUGAUAGAGCUGUUGGGCUCCAACAUGAAUUUAUAAAGUUGGCAGCAACUCUCCAAGUGUUGGGAAAGGCUGCGUCUGAGUUACAACUGAAGAAACAAACGCAUAUCGGGGUGGACGUACAGUUUCAGUGGGAAGAGACUGGAGCUUUCGUCAGACAAAUCGACGGUUCUCUCUUCAGUUGGAGUGAGCGUUACCAAUGUUAUCAUCACUUGGUUUAUGGAAUAGUAAACGAGAGUGAUUCCUAUAUAGCCCUAAAGUAUGAGAGCAAAGAGUUGUGCUGGAAUACUGGGGAAUCACUUGUUCGAAAGCUUGAAACGGAAUCUAUUGUGAAAGAAAUCUUUCCGUUGCAUGAUGAAAUAAAAAGGAAGCCGCUUCAGAGAACUUGGGCACUCAAUUGGUGGGAUUUCACUGAACAGCCUCUUAAUGAGAUCUAUUCAUAUUUUGACACCAAGAUUGCGGUUUAUUUUGCGUUUCUGGGAAUGUAUACACGAUGGCUCUUGUUUCCAGCUGCAUUUGGAUUAACAAUACAGAUAGUUGAUUUUGGAGCUUUACAGCUAUUGGUACUUCCCGCCUUCUUCAUAAGCAUUGUAACAUGGGCUGCACUGUUUUUCCAGUUCUGGAAACGUAAAAACUCCGCUCUUUUGGCCAGAUGGAAAAUUAGUCAUUCAAUUGGACCAUACCCUGGAUAUAAAAUUAUGGACACUGAGGAUAUACAGAUCCCUUUGGAGAAAGUGGAGAAGAAAGGAAGCCUCAAACAGUUGAACGAGAAGGAGUUAUAUCAGCGAGAGGAAUGGUCUGGACGGCUGAUGAGAUUCAGAAAUGACGCCAUAAUUAUCUUAAGCAUCAUAUGUCUCCAGCUUCCAUUUGAAUUAGCUUAUGCUCAUCUCUAUGAGAAGAUCGUAUCUGACCUUCUGAAGUUUGGACUUACAGCAGUCUAUCUGUUUUCCAUCCAAUAUUUCACGAGACUUGCAAGCAAAAUAUCAGUUAAUAUGAUCAGAAAACAUGAAAAGAGUGAUAAUACUGAAUACAGGGCUCGGAGCCUGGUUUACAAGGUGUUUGGUCUGUACUUUAUGCAGUCGUAUAUUGGACUUUUCUAUCACAUACUUCUGCAUCGCAACUUAAGAACCCUUCGACAAGUUUUGAUUCAGCGGUUGAUAGUUUCACAGGUGAUUGAAAAUCUAGUAGAGACUUCUCUUCCGUAUCUCAAGUACAGUUACAGAAAAUUUGGAGCUGUUCGAAACAAGAAGAGGUGUGAUAAAGGAGCUACAGCUGGGAAAAAAGUGUCCAUCUUGAGGGUGGAGAAGGAUUUUAUGAAGCCUGCAUAUUGUGCGAGUAUUGGUGAAGGACUCGACGAUGGGCUAUUUGACGAUCUACUGGAGUUGGCUUUGCAGUUUGGAUUGGUGAUGAUGUUUGCUUGUGCAUUCCCUCCAGCAUUUGCAUUUGCGGUGUUGAACAACAUUACGGAAAUUAGGACGGAUGCAUUGAAGCUUCUUGUCAUGUUGAGAAGGCCUGUUCCUCAUGCUUCCGUGACAAUUGGCGCUUGGAUUAACAUAUUUCAGUUCCUGUUAGUGGUGUCAAUUUGCACCAACUCUCUGCUUUUAGCGUGCUUAUAUGACCAGGAAGGAAAGUGGAAGGUUGAACCUGGACUAGCUGCAAUUUUGAUAAUGGAACAUCUUCUCCUUUUCAUUAAAUUUGGAUUCUCUCGCCUUGUUCCAGAGGAGCCUGCUUGGGUAAGAGCCAGUCGAAUGAAGAAUGCAGCAGAGGCACAAAACCGAUACUCUCAGCAGCUUCUGAGGAGUAUUUCCGGAGAGAGGAAAAGAGAUUGAAAUGAUCAAGUGUGAGAGUAGAAGAUAGGUUGGAGUCUUGACAUGAUUUCUCAAAGGACUCCAAGGUGUUGUUGUUGGAAGCAAAGUAAAGUAAGUAGUGAGAUUGUUUUUAGGUAAGAGAGUAAGUAACAAGUACAGCCGCUCAGGUAUUAUUUCCACAUUAGUUGUGUAUGAAAAUAUAGUCAAUUUCAUCAACUGUUGUUCCACUUUAAAGGUCUCAUGCUCUACCUCUACGAACCAAUUUUGUGUUUUUAAGGAUCAGACAAGAUGUGUGGGUUAUAUAGAUAUAUAAACUUCAAAUUUGUUGAAUUGGGCUUCCAAUCAGAUCAAAGAUUAUUUUCAUGUAA
Molecule: messenger RNA, 2804 nt
Organism: Impatiens glandulifera
Lineage: Eukaryota; Viridiplantae; Streptophyta; Magnoliopsida; Ericales; Balsaminaceae
Product: anoctamin-like protein At1g73020
Exons: 16
Coding region: 493-2457 (654 amino acids)
Biological process (GO): chloride transmembrane transport
Molecular function (GO): chloride channel activity
Source: RefSeq, a predicted model, not a curated record